This is a messenger RNA of Perca flavescens (yellow perch), 1349 nucleotides long. RefSeq lists its product as uncharacterized. The record is from RefSeq and is a predicted model, not a curated record. The coding region runs from base 421 to 1242 and encodes 273 amino acids. NCBI's taxonomy places the organism in Eukaryota, Metazoa, Chordata, Actinopteri, Perciformes, Percidae. The transcript is spliced from 12 exons.
AAAAACAUCCUACAAACACUGUGAUCGAGCAGUAGAAAGGCACCACGGUUGUGUUACUUGUUCGCAGCUUUUCCUCACAUAUAAAACACUCAACAGCAGUUCCGAGCCUACGACGAUUUGUGGUUAAAUAACACGAUUACCUCUCAGCGUUGUUGGGACGUCAAUAUGGCGAUGCUUAGUAUCAAGAGCUUAGUGCGAACAGCCUCUCCUGCAGAGGGCGCUGUCCUUUUUUUCUUUUUCAUGGGGGAGAUUGUAGCUCCCUCUUCCACCAACAGGUCUGAUAGAGGCAGAAACUUUUAUCUGCAUCGCAAUGUGUCUGUAUCUUUCAGUCACAACGGUGAAAGAUUCAGGAGAAAGCAGCAGUACAUAAAACAGCACUCUUGCUGACAAACAGUGGACAGCUGAGGACCAAAGUCAACAAUGAAGCUCUUCAAGUGUCUUUUUCUGUUUGCAACUAUGGUGGUAACUGCCCCAAUCAGAGCACGAAGAGAAAAUGUGUUAAGCUUCCUAAAUGAUGCACUUGACACAACUACUGAAAAGACCAUACCUGAAAAUACAACAGCAUAUCGAAACCCUCCAAGUAAACCUGUGAAAGAGCAAUAUUCUGAAGCAUCAAACUCAUUCACAGAUAUGUCAGAGGCAAAAUCUACCGAGAGUUUUGACACUAAUAGAUUUACAGGACCUGGAGUAUCUGAUAAAAAUGGAGGUGAAAGCAGAGGCCUUGACAGUGAUGAGAUCGUAAUUCCUAAAGUUGUGGAGAAAGAUAAGGCACCAUUAAGGAGGAAAACCAAAAUGAGGCUGAUGGAUAUGAGCAGCAGGCUGGUUCAGGACCAGGGGAGCAGGGAGCACGGUGGGCCACACGGAGCACACCAAGCAAGCAGAGAGCGGACUGAUCUUAACAGUGAGGAAGGAGUGACGGUGGAUGCUCAGAAGAUUGAAAAUUUGUCAGGAAAACAAGUUAUCAGUUUGAGUCGAGACCGAGUGACUAGCAGUCUCCAAAGAAAGGCAGCACCAGGACGAGUUCAUGAGUUAAAUGGUAUGCUGGUCCCUGUCAGAAGCAGAGAAUUGCUGGAUCCAGAUAGUUUGGAGGACAACAUUGGCAGACCUGCUCCAGUGGGCAACAGAGGAGAUGCAGACUAUGAUGAAACCAGAGAAUUUCUCAGCUCUGAAAUGUAUCCAAAAGCACCUCCAGAGCACAUGCCCAGUAGCUUCUCUGUUCCAGCAAAGAGUCAAGCCUCCUGAUUAUCAUACAAAGAUUCUAUUUCUUCCUCAUAAUGAGUCAGGGGCCGCCAUCUGUUGAGUCAUAGGAGGCAGCUCUGGCUGCUUCCAAAUACAGUUUCUUCUGGGAC